AUGAAAUUAUUAUUAUUGACAAUUAUUUUAGCAUACUUUUCCUCCUCUGUCAUGGCUGCCGAUUCAUAUGAAGUGAUUAUAAAAUCAUUUUGUAGUGCUGCUGUUGCUGGACAAUGUGAUGGUACUGCUACGCAAACCUAUUAUACUGCUAAUACCGCCAGCUGUCAAAAGUUUGUUACCUGUGACACUUCUGCUCCAGUCGCCUACAGAAAAUGGGCAUGGGAUAUGAACUCUAGCAUGUUCAACUUUACCACUUUUUCCGACUCUGCUUGUACCACUGAAACCGUUGCUGCCCAAAUCUACCCUUGCCAACUCGAAGAGAAUGGAUCAGUAAUCCAAUGUCGUCCCACCGACAAUUACUUUGUCAAGCCAUGGUCUUCAAUCUGCAUGAUCUCUACCAAUGCCGAUGACGGAGGAGGUAAUAACAGUGGUGGUGGAAAGGGUGAUGGAAGUUCAACUUCUUCUACUCUCUCUGUUGGAUCUACAAUGGUAGUCUUUACAACAAUCGUUGCAACGAUCAUUACUUUAUUAUUUUAA
Molecule: messenger RNA, 537 nt
Organism: Cavenderia fasciculata
Lineage: Eukaryota; Evosea; Eumycetozoa; Acytosteliales; Cavenderiaceae
Exons: 1
Coding region: 1-537 (178 amino acids)
Source: RefSeq, a predicted model, not a curated record